Messenger RNA from Danio rerio (zebrafish), 5511 nucleotides. The record is from RefSeq and is a predicted model, not a curated record. NCBI's taxonomy places the organism in Eukaryota, Metazoa, Chordata, Actinopteri, Cypriniformes, Danionidae.
ACACACAAGAUGAUAUUUUGAAGAAAGCUGAGAAUCUGUAACCAUUGACUUCCAUAGUUGGAAAAACAAACACUAUGUAAGUCAAGGGUUGCAGGUUUCUAAUGUUUUUCAAAAUAAAGGUUUGAAACAAGUCAUUCAAAACAUAAUUUUUGGGUGAAAUAUCCCUUUUAAGACUGUCUCAGUAAGGCAUAAGUGGAUAAAUGAAAUGUACUGAAAAAUAUUGAUGAUGGAUUUAUAUGUGUACUUGUUUAAGUUGGGCAGCAAAGAUUUUGGGAGACGGUUGGGUGGUGUCAUUGGUCCCAUCAUGGCAUAGGUUGCAGGUAGGUGUGUUGUUCGAAGGGUUAAUGUUUUUAAUGUGUGAAACAGAUGAUACAGUAGUCAGGCAACUUAAACACAGACACUGUGUAGUAUAUGAAAAGUUUCUAAUUGCCAGAGACAGCAUACUGUCAGAUUUAUUUUUCCCCCCAUACUAUUGCCUGCAUAUUUUUCAAUGGUUAGACACCCCUGAUGUGUCAAUGUCAGUAAUGAUUCCCAAUAAGAGUGGAGCUUUAAAGCCCUGUGAAGCCAAAUUUAACUCCAUUUAUGUUGUCCAGAUAAUUUAGUAUCUUAAAACCGAUGGCCUGUGGGUGCUCAUACCAGUACAAUUUUACAAGAAGUUUAGAUCAUGUUUAAACAGGCUGCACACUCACAAAACUGACUCACUUGGGACCAAAUUAUGGGAGGGCAAUAAUUCUGGAUCAGGCAAAUCAUCUUGCAUGUAGUCCCAGACAGAGGAAGCUUUACAAAAACUGUUGUGUAAAUAUAUUUCUAUUUUAUAAUGAUAAAAUAGAGAUAUAUCUAUUGAAGAAUCUGUGUACCAAGAUUCCACAGGCCCAUACUAACUGUCCUUAAUUUCUCUCCUACAGCAGUACUGCUAUGCCAGUCCUGUCUGCACUCUCUUAAGGGUGCAGCAACUCGUCCUGUGUAGGUUAUGGUCAACAAAAAGAAGCGUGUUUAUCAGAUAAAUCAAGACCAUAGUUAGUAGUUUUUGCUCUGAUGUGAGGCCAGAGAGCCUUUCGGGGGAAUGCACCAUGAUUUCAUCAAGCUAUUUUAUUGAUUUAGUUUUACUUUUGUUAUGUUUCACAUUAUUUUUAAAGCCUCAUCGGGGACUUUUUUUAAAUUCCAUAUUCACUUUUUUCAUUUCAACUUACUUUUAGACAAAUUCAUCUUAGUUUAAAUUUUAUUUAAUCUAACCAGAUGCACACAAGUGUGCUUUAAGUCAUUGAUUAGUUUCUGAUAUUUUGUUUCUUUUCUGAUUUGAUUAGAACUCCCCAAUGUGUUCAGUGUCUUUGACUGUAACACCUAUAGUUUAUUAAAUGUAUAUGAUUUUUAAGUCGGUUUUUGAAUACUACAUGGUUUUCCCCUUUUCUUGUUUGUAAAUGAGUGACGAGCAGAAUAGGUGGUAUGCUAUUUUGUGUGUGAGUACAAACCCUUUUCCAAAGUGUUACUAAUGGUAAAGAGAAAUUUUCUAGGCUUCUUUUCUGCCGGUUGAAGUCUGACUGCAGAGGGACCCUUGGCACUGAAAGUGGGGUAAAACACCGGAUCCCAAGGUGCAGGUCAGGACGUACAUGGAUGUUAUGAAGGAGCAGCAACUUUCCAAAGAAGAGAGAGAGAUCAGACUACAGAUGGUAGAGAAAGCAAAAGCUGGAGAGCUGAAAGCAGUGAAUGGCUCCGCUGCAUCUCAGGCCGCGGCCAAACGUAAACGUCGCUGGGACCAGACUGCUGAUCAAACCCCCAGCAACUCAACACCCAAAAAAGUGUCCAGUUGGGACCAAGCAGACGGAGGUUCUGAAACACCAGGACACACACCAGGGCACACACCCUCCAACAGUCGUUGGGAUGAGACCCCUGGCCGUCCCAAAGGUAGUGAAACCCCAGGAGCCACUCCUAGCACUCGUAUGUGGGAACCCACACCUAGCCACACCCCAGCAGGAGCUGCCACACCAGGCCGAGACACACCUGGACAUGCUACGCCAGGCCAUGGAGGGGCCACUUCCAGUGUGCGCAAGAACCGCUGGGAUGAGACACCAAAGACAGAGAGAGAAACACCUGGUCAUGGCAGUGGCUGGGCUGAAACCCCACGUACAGACAGAGGAGACGAGUCGGUGGGUGAGACGCCCACUCCAGGUGCAAGCAAGAGGAAGUCAAGAUGGGAUGAAACACCAGCCAGCCAAAUGGGCUCUUCAACUCCCCUGCUCACCCCUGGAAAAACCCCUCUGGGUACACCUGCUAUGAAUAUGGCCACGCCCACUCCAGGUCACCUGAUGAGCAUGACUCCAGAACAGCUGCAGGCUUGGCGGUGGGAGCGGGAGAUUGAUGAAAGGAACCGUCCAUUGACUGAUGAGGAACUUGAUGCAAUGUUUCCAGAGGGAUACAAAGUUCUGCCCCCUCCAGCAGGCUAUGUGCCCAUCCGUACCCCUGCACGUAAAUUAGCUGCUACUCCAACCCCUAUUGGAGGCAUGACUGGCUUCCAUAUGCAAACAGAAGACCGAUCGAUGAAACAAGUUAACGACCAGCCAUCCGGAAACCUGCCCUUCCUCAAGCCAGAUGACAUUCAGUACUUUGACAAACUGCUGGUCGAAGUUGAUGAGUCCACGCUUAGUCCAGAAGAACAGAAGGAGCGCAAGAUCAUGAAGCUGCUCCUGAAGAUAAAAAAUGGAACACCUCCCAUGAGAAAGGCUGCUCUUCGUCAAAUCACAGAUAAGGCCAGGGAGUUUGGUGCAGGACCCCUCUUCAACCAGAUCUUGCCACUGCUAAUGUCUCCUACACUGGAGGACCAGGAGCGCCAUCUCUUGGUGAAAGUCAUCGAUCGUAUCCUCUACAAACUUGAUGAUUUGGUUCGGCCAUAUGUGCACAAGAUUCUUGUGGUGAUUGAGCCCUUGCUGAUCGAUGAAGAUUACUAUGCUAGAGUAGAGGGAAGAGAAAUCAUCUCUAAUUUGGCAAAGGCUGCUGGUCUGGCCACUAUGAUCUCCACCAUGAGGCCUGACAUUGACAACAUGGACGAGUAUGUGAGAAACACAACAGCUCGUGCUUUUGCAGUUGUGGCGUCUGCCCUGGGCAUUCCAUCUCUCCUGCCUUUCCUCAAGGCUGUUUGCAAAAGCAAGAAAUCCUGGCAGGCUCGCCACACGGGUAUUAAGAUCGUCCAGCAAAUCGCUAUUCUCAUGGGCUGUGCUAUCCUGCCACAUCUUCGCAGCUUGGUGGAGAUUAUCGAGCAUGGUCUCGUUGAUGAGCAGCAGAAAGUACGAACCAUCAGUGCUUUGGCUAUUGCUGCCUUGGCUGAAGCUGCUACACCAUACGGUAUCGAGUCCUUUGAUUCUGUCCUGAAACCUCUUUGGAAGGGUAUCAGGCAACACAGAGGCAAGGGUCUUGCUGCCUUCUUGAAAGCUAUUGGAUACUUGAUUCCUCUUAUGGAUGCUGAAUACGCCAACUACUACACCAGAGAAGUGAUGCUUAUCCUCAUUCGAGAGUUCCAGUCACCUGAUGAAGAAAUGAAGAAGAUUGUCCUUAAGGUGGUGAAGCAGUGCUGUGCCACAGAUGGUGUGGAAGCCAAUUACAUUAAAACAGAGAUCCUGCCCCCCUUCUUUAAACAUUUCUGGCAGCACAGAAUGGCAUUGGAUAGGCGCAACUACAGACAGUUGGUAGACACUACAGUGGAGCUGGCCAAUAAAGUAGGGGCAGCUGAGAUUAUCUCCCGUAUCGUGGAUGACUUGAAGGAUGAAGCUGAGCAGUACAGAAAAAUGGUGAUGGAGACCAUUGAGAAAAUCAUGGGUAACCUUGGUGCCGCUGACAUUGAUCACAAACUGGAGGAGCAGCUUAUUGAUGGUAUCCUGUACGCCUUCCAGGAACAAACCACUGAGGACUCUGUGAUGCUGAAUGGUUUUGGUACGGUGGUAAAUGCUCUGGGUAAGAGAGUUAAACCGUACUUGCCUCAGAUCUGCGGUACAGUUCUGUGGCGUCUCAACAACAAAUCUGCCAAAGUCCGUCAACAGGCUGCUGACCUGAUCUCUCGCACAGCGGUGGUUAUGAAGACAUGCCAAGAGGAAAAGCUUAUGGGCCAUUUGGGUGUGGUGUUGUAUGAGUACCUGGGAGAAGAAUAUCCUGAAGUGCUGGGUAGCAUUCUUGGAGCCCUGAAAGCCAUCGUCAAUGUCAUUGGUAUGCACAAGAUGACGCCUCCUAUCAAAGACUUGCUUCCACGUUUGACUCCCAUCUUGAAGAACAGACAUGAGAAGGUGCAGGAGAACUGCAUUGAUCUUGUGGGCAGAAUUGCUGACAGGGGUGCGGAGUACGUGUCUGCCAGGGAAUGGAUGCGCAUCUGUUUUGAAUUGUUGGAGUUGUUGAAAGCCCACAAGAAGGCCAUCCGCAGAGCUACUGUCAACACUUUCGGCUAUAUCGCCAAGGCCAUUGGUCCGCAUGAUGUGCUGGCCACACUGCUCAAUAAUCUUAAGGUGCAGGAGCGUCAGAACCGUGUGUGCACAACAGUAGCCAUUGCUAUUGUGGCUGAGACCUGUUCGCCAUUCACCGUGCUUCCAGCGCUGAUGAACGAGUAUCGUGUUCCUGAGCUUAAUGUGCAGAAUGGUGUCCUAAAGUCUCUAUCCUUCCUGUUUGAAUAUAUUGGUGAAAUGGGCAAAGAUUAUAUAUAUGCUGUCACGCCUUUGUUGGAAGAUGCUCUGAUGGACAGAGAUCUGGUACACAGACAGACUGCUAGUGCUGUGGUGCAGCACAUGUCUUUAGGGGUUUAUGGCUUCGGCUGUGAAGAUUCUCUUAAUCAUUUACUCAACUAUGUUUGGCCAAAUGUCUUUGAAACGUCUCCUCAUGUCAUCCAAGCUGUAAUGGGGGCUCUUGAGGGUCUGCGAGUGGCAAUUGGACCCUGCCGAAUGCUGCAGUAUUGCUUACAGGGUUUGUUUCAUCCUGCUCGGAAAGUGCGUGAUGUUUACUGGAAGAUCUACAACUCCAUUUAUAUUGGUUCCCAGGAUGCUCUAAUCGCACAUUAUCCUCUAAUCUUCAACGAUGAGAAGAACUCGUAUGUUCGUUAUGAGCUGGAGUACUUUCUGUGAAUAUAUCUAUCCUUACAUGUGCACUCUCUCUUCCCUCCUAUAUCUGUGUGUAUUUCAUGGUUUAUAGGACUCGGUCCAUUUUUUUAUGUUUACUGGUAGAUUGUAACCAGCACCACAGAUUUUGUGGGUUAAAAUUCAUUUCUAAUUAAAGAACAGGAAAAUACAGAAAAAAAGGAGUAUGUCAAACAUGACGCUUUUAGAUCUUUGGAUUAGAGUUUUCUGUUUUUACGGUGUGGCUCUAUGCACAGUGACGGUAAAGGUAGUAGCAGAGACUCUGAGGAGUGUGAUUUAUCUUCAGUACAUCUUUUAACUCGACGUGUCCUGGUCUGUCAAGUUCGCUCUUUUGCUCAGUCACACAUCUGUUCUUACUAUAAUGUUGCUUAGUUCGGCUGAAUAAACGUUUGUGUAUUAAAAGUCA